Messenger RNA from Cyanistes caeruleus (blue tit), 2389 nucleotides. NCBI's taxonomy places the organism in Eukaryota, Metazoa, Chordata, Aves, Passeriformes, Paridae. The record is from RefSeq and is a predicted model, not a curated record.
ACGUGGUGUGGACGAAGGGCGGCUUUGUGGCCGCCAUGUUGUGCGGCCCCGGGCCGGGCCGGGCAUGGCGGGGGCCGGCAGCAACUGGCUUUCGGGGGUCAACGUGGUGCUGGUCAUGGCUUACGGCAGUCUGGUCUUCGUGCUGCUGUUCAUCUUCGUGAAACGCCAGAUCAUGCGCUUUGCCAUGAAAUCCCGCCGUGGCCCCCACGUGCCUGUGGGACAGCAUGCACCCAAGGAUUUAAAGGAAGAGAUUGACAUUCGACUGUCAAGGGUGCAGGACAUCAAGUAUGAGCCACAGCUGCUGGCAGAGGAUGACGGCCGGCUCCUGCAGCUGGAGACACCAGGCUGCUAUAACUACCUGUACAGGAUGAAGGCACUAGAUGCAAUCAGGACAUCAGAAAUCCCGUUUCAAGCAGAGGGCCGGUACCCAAAGUCUUUAAUCGGGAAGAACUUCUGUGCCUACUUGCUGGAACUGCGGAAUUCCAGCACGUCCUUCAAAGGCAUCCGCAAAGCCUUGAUUGACACCUUGCUGGAUGGCUAUGAGAGUGCCCGCUAUGGCACUGGGGUCUUUGGGAAAAUGGAAUAUCUGAAGUAUGAAGAAGCUCUGAACGAACUGGCAAACAUGACCAAGACCCGGGGUGGCAGCAGCCAGCGGCAGCACCAGUCAGCAGUGAAAGACCUCACCCUGUCCCCUGAAGUCUCCAAUCCCACCACCAUCCAGGUCACCUACCUUCCUUCCAGCCAGAAGAGCAAACGUGCCAAACACUUCCUGGAGCUGAAGAGUUUCAAGGACAACUACAACACGCUGGAGAGCACCCUGUGAGCGUGCAGGGGCCUGGUGCAGUGGGAAUGCUUGGCAGGUCUGGGCUGCAGUGCAGGUAGCACUGAGAGGAACCAGCUGCACUUUCAGAUCUCCCCCUCAUACCACAUGGGAGGUCAUCGCUUGGUGGGGGCUCCAUUCCAGCUGCUGGAGUUUGGCCCUCACCAGGAGCCCAUUCUGGAGCUGCUGAGCCUAUGGGGAUCAGCCCCAUGGCCUUCUCUGCCACAGGCUUAUGACAUUCCAGUCUCUGAGUCCUGCACUGUCUUGGACCUUGUGAAUAAACUCAUGAGCUUGAGCUUAUUUAUAAAGAGAUGGAUCCCAGCCAGCACUCUCCUCUGCCCACCCAUCCCUGCAACAGCUAGCGGGAACUGAUGUUUGUCCAUCCUGUCUGUGUAGGUCUUGGGCACUGGAGCCACUUGUCUGUUUUUUUCCGAAGGGUGAACACUUUUCCCCAUGACAUCAUUGUUCCUGCUGUCAGCCCUUUGUGGCCAGCCUGCCUGCGCACCUGGAUGAGGUAGAAAUAGUUUGGUGCCUGUUCUUAGCACCGUGGCUAAGCUACCGCUCUGGGCUGAGGUUUCUACUCAUUCUCCUGCAACCGGGCAUUUGGGGACGUCUUGAGUGGACAAAACAGUGUUAAAUGUCCCAUCUGUUCUGCCAAGGGGGUGUUUGCUCCCACUUUCACCAGCGCCUCACCUGCCAGCAAUCUGCCGAGCUCCUGAGGCUGAAAGCUCGUGGCCCCCACCUUGAGUCUGCAUUCUGUCAGGCUGAGGACAGCACUGGCAGCUCAUCCAUCACUGUGGCAUGGGCAACACAGAGUAGAGAGUACAGACCUUGGCACUUUUAAAUUACUGUUUAAUAAAACAGCAGUUUAGCUCAAGUAGGAUGUGUGCCACUGGCCUCUGACUACAGGGCCCCAUCCCUACCCGAUGCCAGGCUUCAUCCCCUGCUGAAGCUGCUACAAAGUAACUGAGAUGCCAUUAAUGGUAGCCAGGGUGCUGCCAUUACUGCUAUGGUAACUGCAAUACCAUGACACAAACUGGCAUGCAGUUAUGGUAACCAGAAUGCUACCAUUACAGUAACUGGGAGGCUGUUACUGUAACCAGGAUGCCAAGGUAUUCCAUUAACUCCGUGGCUGUUGCAGGGGAGCCGUUGCAGGGUCUCUGUGGCACUGGCCAUGGCAGUACCAAACAGCCAGAGCUCCUCACUGCAGCAAGAGGAGGUCCAGGCAAAUGGAAAUGCUGGUGCAAGGCUCUUGGAGAGCUGUGGACAGGAGGCCAGGGAGCACCCAGAGUGCUGCGUAUCAUCCCUUGAGGUGCUGCAGUGGAUCAUGGAGCCGCGGCUGAAGAAGUGUGUGGAGUUGGAGCUGCACCUUGCAGGCAGGGAGCAGGCAGUGAUCCGCCGAGAUGCCCUGUCCCAUCUCGUCCUGGAUGAGCACCUACAGCACCAGCAGCAGCUGCGCCAGCAGGGGAAAGCCUUCUAUGUGGAGCGGCUCUGAGUGCUCAGCCCAGUGUGUGGCUCUGGCCUGGAAUCACCCAACUCAUGACUAAGAAUAAAACAUGUUGAGCAAGA